AUGGCCGAUUGCCGUUUCCAUCUCGGAUACCUCGGCAGCAAAUAUCGCCAUGGUAUUUUGGACGUAUUGGAUUUCAACUUUUGGUGUUCCAGCCACCCUUACUACUGACCGCGGAAGUCAAAUCCAAUCUAGCCUCUUCCGUGAGUUCACUAAACUGCUCGGGUGUGUGCACCUCACAACCACGGCAUACCACCUUGGCGCCAACGACCUCGUGGAGCGUCUACACGGUCAACUCAAGUCCGCACUGAUGUCUCAAACAGAAUCAGCUUCUUGGAGUGACAGUCUCCCUCUUGUGCUUUUGGGCAUCCGAUCUUCCGUCAAGGAGGACAUCCAGUGCACUGCUGCCGAACUUGUGCACGGUACACCCCUCCGUCUGCCCGGCUAAUUUGUGCAGUCUUCCACGACUAACACCAACACCCCAAGCACCUUCGUACAGCAGUUGAAACAACACAUGGCUCAACUGCGUCCAACCCCCACUCGUCUGACAUCGAAACGUGUGCUUGUGCAUGAGCACCUUAAAUCUUCUCUAUUCGUUUUCGUCCGGCAUGACGCGGUUCGCAAGUCUCUUUGUUCCCCGUAUGAUGACCCAUAUAAGGUUCUUCAGCGGAUGGACAAGUAUUACGUCAUUCAGAAGGCUGACAGAACUGACACAGUCUCCAUUGGCAGACUUAAGCCAGCCUAUCUUGAGUGCAUCCCGCCGUCAGUUGUGCCACCAACUUCCUCUGCACCGUCAUCACCCGAUCCACCCGUUUCGGUCCCCUCCACUCAACCACCACCCUCGACAACCCCACCCACCCAUCCUGAUUUUCCUACCACUGCACUGAGCACCUCAUCUCGUUCUGGUAGACAUAUCCAUUUUCCUGCCAAACUCAAAGACCUACUGGCUUAA
This is a messenger RNA of Spirometra erinaceieuropaei, 889 nucleotides long. NCBI's taxonomy places the organism in Eukaryota, Metazoa, Platyhelminthes, Cestoda, Diphyllobothriidea, Diphyllobothriidae. The record is from the annotation of a GenBank genome assembly.